AGAGCAAGAGAAGAUUAUUCAUGCAAUAUGAAUGAAAAACUAGAGGAAGAAUGGAAAGCAGGAAUGAAGCAUGCAGGGAAACAGUGCAAGGAGAGCAUUGAGAAAGUUUCAAAUUUGUUGGAAAUAGGAACAGAAAGGGUCAAGGAGUGGAUUGGCAACAGAAAUGCAAGAGAAAGGAGGCUUAAUGGAGAAGCUAAACCUACCCAGAAGAAGGUUGUAAUUGCUGGGGGUACUAAUGCCUAUGCCUUGUUUGCAAAGACGAUCAAAAGGGGCACAAUGGAUGGACCUACCUACAUGAGGCAUUUGUCCAGUGAGUGGGAAAAAGUGGAGGAGAAUGACAGGGUUGUCUUCAGGGAAGAGGCAAAAAAGAUAAGGCAGGAUCCCUAUAAAGGGAAACCUAGGGAUGCUGUGAUCCUGUCACAACUUAAAAUCAUUAAUCAUGCUGUAAGUGUUUAUUUAGCCAGAUUAUAA
This is a messenger RNA of Mytilus californianus (California mussel), 471 nucleotides long. Its product is annotated as highly divergent homeobox-like. The coding region runs from base 28 to 471 and encodes 147 amino acids. The transcript has 3 exons. NCBI's taxonomy places the organism in Eukaryota, Metazoa, Mollusca, Bivalvia, Mytilida, Mytilidae. The record is from RefSeq and is a predicted model, not a curated record.